UUUCCUCCUUGGCUUGAAGCCUCACACACACCCAGCCCGUUCCUGUGAACUCUGGUCCAAUUUCCUUCGUCCAUUGGACGCCACCUGUGACCUCGUUAUCUAUCAUGUAUGGUUAGACUGAAAAAAGGGGGGCGUUAGGUAAGGUUAGUGUGUGAAAGUGAGGCCACUUGAAGCUGUUAAGUUUGUAAGCUACCUUGGACGGACCGCGGACAGCCAACAUCAGCCUACUAGCCUACACUAGGCUGAACGGAUCACAUGUGAAUUUUGGACUACGCAUGACCGACACAUUUACGAGGAUCAAAGGCUACUUCAAUGCAAACUGUCUGACUGACUUAUGAAGACGUCCAGAUAUUAGCCUAAACAGCCUUUGCCCUUGCCAGGCACUGCAUUCGCAGCAUAGCACCUCAGUGUCACUCCUCGACGGUUGUUCGCAAGUUCGUGUUUGCAAACUGGACCAACCGGUCAAAGGAAUUUUGACUUGGCUUGCCAUUGGUGGAUACUGUGCCUCGUAGCCCAUUAGAAAAAAUGAAUUCCAUCACACUAAGGUUCCAGCCAGCUCUGGCCUGUGCGUGGAGAGUAAAAACAACCUCGAGCUCACGUAGGAUUCCAGCCUUGCAACUGCGCUUCUGCUACGGCGUCUCAAGCACCGACCAUCAGCCGCCUGUCAAAACAAACAUAAGACAUUAUUGCUCUAGGAUGGAUCAGGGGCAAGGGAUGUUGUUCAGACAGUUGUUUGAGUCAGUCAGUAGUACGUACACGUACCUUCUGGCGGACACAGAAACCAAGGAAGCCGUGCUGAUUGACCCCGUGCUGGAGACCGUGGACAGGGACAUCAAGCUGAUAGACGAGUUGGGCCUUUCACUGAAAAUAGCAGUGAACACUCACUGCCAUGCAGACCACAUCACAGGGACCGGUCUCCUGAAGAGAAGGCUGUUUGGAGUGAAAAGUGCCAUUUCCAAACACAGCGGCGCCGCUGCAGACAUUCUGCUCUCUGAGGGCGACAGCGUUAACUUUGGCAAACAUUGUCUGAAUGUGAGGGAGACCCCUGGCCACACAGAUGGCUGUAUGACUUUGGUGACCGGGGACCAGACUAUGGCCUUCACCGGAGACACUCUGCUCAUCAGGGGCUGCGGAAGGACAGACUUCCAGCAAGGGUGCUCAAAGAAGUUGUAUAAGUCUGUCCAUGAGAAGAUUUUCACCCUACCUGGACACUGUCUGAUCUAUCCUGCUCAUGAUUACAAAGGUCAGACUAUGUCAACAGUGGAUGAGGAGAAAAAGUACAACCCACGCCUGACCAAAACCCUGGAGGAGUUUGUGGACAUCAUGAAGAACCUCAACCUUACCAGGCCUAAAAAAAUAGAUAUUGCAGUGCCUGCAAACCUGGUUUGUGGUCUACAUGAUGUAUGAAUACAUGCAAAGGACAGAAAAGGGGAAUACCAACUAUAACAAUAGCAGGGCAUUUAGUUCAACUUUAAUAAUUUCCAUAAAAGUCAACAAGAAAUACAAAAAGUAUAAUCCAUAUGUCAUAUACACAGAUACAGUUUAAAAUCAAAGCAAACUAGAUAAUUAUAUUUACAUUACAUAUUGAGAUGUCAAACAUCUGUUAACAGGAUAAACAUGUUAAAACCAAGUUCAUGUACAAUGAAAAAACAAUACAUUCUAAAAUGUAAGGUAUCUUAUUAAUGUGUAAUUAAAACAUGAAUGAUUUUUAA
Messenger RNA from Alosa sapidissima (American shad), 1712 nucleotides. It is a transcript of the gene ethe1, whose product is annotated as ETHE1 persulfide dioxygenase. The coding region runs from base 526 to 1407 and encodes 293 amino acids. The record is from RefSeq and is a predicted model, not a curated record. NCBI's taxonomy places the organism in Eukaryota, Metazoa, Chordata, Actinopteri, Clupeiformes, Clupeidae. Gene Ontology annotation, biological process: hydrogen sulfide metabolic process; glutathione metabolic process. The transcript has 7 exons. Gene Ontology annotation, molecular function: sulfur dioxygenase activity.